GGGGCUGGCCCGGCUGCGGGGCUCGUACCGCGGCCACAGCGGCAGCGGGGCGGCAGGAGCGGAGCGCGGAGCACGGCAGGUUAAAACAACAAUCAGUGUUAUGGAGGAGGACUUAGAAGUGUUCCAGGAGCAAGAUGUGACUAAAACUUCUCCGUGUGAAGCUGAACUUCAGGAAUUAGUGCAUCAAAUUGACAUCAAGGUAAACAGAAAGCAAGUAGAAUGGGAAAGAAAGAUGAGAGCUUUGGAAGCAAAGAUGGAUAUCCAGGAUCAAGAAUUAGCAAGUGCCCAAAGCAAACUGGAACAAAAAGGUCAAGAGGUGGGACUACUUCAGCAAGAAUUGGAAAACUUACAGAAAACUAAAAAUGGAAUGGCUCAGAGUUAUGAAACUCAGCUUCAAGCACUGAAAACUGAAUUCUCAAAGUUGACACAUAGUUACGAAAAGCUACAGUCACAUCACUUGAAACAAAAAAAGCUCGAAAGUAGAGAAAAAUGUGAGGAAAACUUGGAGACAUCAUCUAACCCAAGGAAUUUAUAUGUGAAACUGGAGGAAUUUAAUCCAAAGUCACGAGAAUGGGAGAAGAAUGGGACAACCUGUGUAAAUGACCCUGUGGAUGUAGAUAUGCAAGCAAAAUUACUGCCCGAGAAAUGUAAUUUAUUUCAGAAGCAGACCCAGAAUUAUCAACUCCAAAUAUGCAAUAAGAAACAAAACCAGGAAGAGCUAAUUACCUAUACCCAGCCCAAAAUUGAAAACGAUGAUUUGAUUAUUGAAAAGAUAAAGACAAUUGUGAAUGAAAUAGCAAGAAACAAGAAUAAGCUGGUAGAAGAAAAUAGGAAACUCCAUGAGGAUCUAAAAAUGUACCAAAAUCAGUGUCAGAACAUGGAGGCAGACGUCUCAGAAAUGAGAAAUGAGCUGCAGUCAAGGGAUGGUCUCUGGAGAAGGAUACAACUGGAAUGCCAAAAGUUGUAUACGGAAUUAUUGAAAAUCAAAGAGUAUAAAAAUAUUCAGGAAAUUCCAAUAAAGUAUGGAUGGCAUCAGUCAUCUUGUGUGCAGCUUACUGAGCAACUAGAAAAUAAAAACACUGAGUUACUGCUGUUUGCAGAAAGUCGAGAACACCAAGAAGAAGAGCUGAACAAGAUAAGAAACCAUGUUUAUCGAGAGGAGCAGUCCCAUUGCUCUGAGCAGGAAAGAAUGAAGACAGAAAUCUCUGACCUGACAGAGGAGCUUCAUCAGAAGGAGAUCACUAUAGCAACUAUCAUGGAGAAAGCUAGUCUUCUGGAAAGACAGUUAAAAAUGGAGUUAGAGACAAAACACAAAUUGUUAACAAAACAACAGCUCUUGGAAUUCCGUUACCAAGUUAUCAAAUCUGAAAACACACAUCUAAAAGAAAUGGUGGAAAACCAGGAGUGUGAAAGUCGCAUGUGCAUAGAUUUAUGUAACAAAGAACAUGGAAAUUUCACAGCUUCUCUUCACAAAAUGAAACAUGAGAAUUUAGGACUACAAAAUAGCCUUGUUAAACUACAAAAUGACACAGAAACAUCGAUACUGGGUUGCAUGGAUACAUAUAGAGAAGCAGAGCACAGCUACCAAGCCCAUUCAAAGAUGAAAGAAGAGAGAGGUCAUGAAAAGAAAACAGUUUAUAAAUCUCCAGUACCACCAGCAGCCUAUCCUGUGGGCUUUCCUGGGCCAUUCCCUGAAGUGAGCAGAAAAGGCAGCUUUCAGAGUCCUGCUUACUAUGUGGAAGAAAGAAAAUUAUCAUCUCCCCCUGAGAUGUCAUUUCUUGCCACAACAGAAAAGUUCCUUCAAGAGGAAGAGAAACAUGCAAGAGAAUUUGAAGAACGUUUAAAUUCACACCUUGAAGAGCUGCAAAGACAUUCUGAAAAUACUCUAAAAAAAUAUGCCAGGAUACAGCAAAACAGGCAUACUUAAGCCAGUCACACAAUUAAGAAAAGCAAACCAAGUAAUCACCCAUGAGUUUCUCAGAACUAAAAUCUGCAACUAGCUGCUUAAUGUAUUUAGGCCCAUUGCCAAUAGCAUGUAUGUGUAACACCAAAUUUUCAAGAAAAUCAUCACUACCCUACAGAUUUAAGUAUAUUGUAACUUGACUACAUUACAAAAUAAACUCUAAACAUAUUCUAAAACAUACAUGUGGGUUUUGCACAGUUAAAUUGUGUGCAGCAGAGACCAUGUUGCAGCACUGUAAAUUAAGAUACAAUUCUGUAAUGUACAGAGGGCUGAUAAGUGGAAUUAUUCCAUUCAAAUUAGAAUCAACCAAGAGAAAUUCUCUAGAUUGUACAGGAAAAUAAUAAAGGCGUUUAAACAUGUCUUAGCUC
This is a messenger RNA of Catharus ustulatus (Swainson's thrush), 2331 nucleotides long. RefSeq names its product deuterosome assembly protein 1 (gene DEUP1). Gene Ontology annotation, cellular component: centriole; deuterosome. NCBI's taxonomy places the organism in Eukaryota, Metazoa, Chordata, Aves, Passeriformes, Turdidae. The record is from RefSeq and is a predicted model, not a curated record. Gene Ontology annotation, biological process: centriole replication; de novo centriole assembly involved in multi-ciliated epithelial cell differentiation. The transcript is spliced from 14 exons. The coding region runs from base 101 to 1927 and encodes 608 amino acids.